Molecule: messenger RNA, 1444 nt
Organism: Cimex lectularius (bed bug)
Lineage: Eukaryota; Metazoa; Arthropoda; Insecta; Hemiptera; Cimicidae
Gene: cyr
Exons: 10
Coding region: 234-1325 (363 amino acids)
Source: RefSeq, a predicted model, not a curated record
UCUUGGUCGAAAAAGAAGGCUAGGGCCUCUGAAAGACAGCGUUGCCACGGAAGGUUCCGCUCUAAUGGAUAUGCUCGACCGUACGGUACUUCCUCAGGAUCGCCCCUCCCUCGGCUAACCGGCUUCAUCCUCCGUCCGAAGGGGCUUUGUUUACCAUUGGCUUCGGGCCGAUCAACAGCCCGCUGUGACUCUUCGCCCGUCCUGUUGCGCACAUUGGGAAUACGGCUGAAAAGAUGACUGUAAGAUUACUCUGGUUUGGAGAAAUACUCCUGAUUUGCUUUCUCAAUGUAACUGCUCUAAAGAACAAAAUUAUCGAUGUCGAAAGCGCAUGUUCAGAAGAGGUCGUCAACGUGACGAUGCGUUUUGAAAACAGCUUCUCUGGGGUGAUCAAUUCCAAAGGCACAGAUUGUCUCAAUAAAAAAGCCUCUGGCGACAAAACUGUCUCUUUUUCAUUGGAUCCAAAAAUCUGUUCAAUGAGAAUAUACAAGGAAAAUGGGAUGUUAUGGUACAGCGGUUCUCUCCAAGUCCAAAUGUCAGAGACAGUCCAACAGGCAACCGACCCGACAAUUUUAGUCAAGUGCUCACUUGGAACCAGUUUGCUGGCAAUACAUACCAAAAACCAAAGGACUGGCAGAAUGAUGGGCAACGCAGGCAAGUAUGCCUCCGGUCGAGCAUGGCUUGAAGUAAGAGGCUCGGCUAUAUCGACAUUCAGCCCAUCAAACUCACUCAGCGUUGGCGAGCACACUACUCUCUCUGUAUACACUUCUUUACAAGAUGGCGUUGUUGGAAAACCAGUCGACUGUAAGGUAAAGGAUGGACGUGGAGGCUCUCAGAGUCUGACUGAUGACCGAGGCUGCACAACAGAUGCUGGGUUGGUGCCAGCGCUCAAGAUGGUCGAACAGGGCCAUUGGGAGACCGCAUUCCCUGCAUUUUCAUUUCCAGACACUCAGCUCGUCCACUUCACCUGCAUGCUCAUGAUAUGCUCUGGCAACUGUCCUCAGUAUGACUGCAGUGAGAAUGUAAACAAUACGAGGAACAGUCGAGAUUUCCAGGAGGACAGCAUCCUUGAUUUUGUCGAGCUGUACAACAGCGUUGAAGUGACAGCUCCAAACAUCGAGCUUAGCUACCUUCGAAAGGACAUCACAGAACAGCCGCAAGCUUUGAACGGGAACGAGGGUUGGAUCUGCUUGUCUGGGCCGAGGGUGGCCUUGAUUUUCGCCACCCUCGGUGCGCUCUUCCUCAUCGCCGUUUUGGCCACGCUGCUCCUCCUCAUCAGGCACAGGAGGAAGUACUUACAGCGACAUCCUUACGGCCUGUAUUCUUAACCACUGACCCGAGGAUGUCCGGUGGUCUUCGACCUUGUAUUUUGGUGGUGAAUAGAUCGAAAUCGUCGGAAUCCGAACUGUCCUUGUGGUCGGUCGCUUCAACUAGAGAUUCUUUUUUU